Molecule: messenger RNA, 2940 nt
Organism: Mercurialis annua (annual mercury)
Lineage: Eukaryota; Viridiplantae; Streptophyta; Magnoliopsida; Malpighiales; Euphorbiaceae
Product: mitochondrial import inner membrane translocase subunit TIM17-2-like
Exons: 5
Coding region: 97-792 (231 amino acids)
Biological process (GO): protein import into mitochondrial matrix
Cellular component (GO): TIM23 mitochondrial import inner membrane translocase complex; mitochondrial inner membrane
Molecular function (GO): transmembrane protein transporter activity
Source: RefSeq, a predicted model, not a curated record
AACUAUUAAAAUUCUAGCUAAAUAUUUAGGGUUUUAUACUCCUUCUCUUCAAAAUCCAAUUCCUUGCCCUAACCAAAAACCAGACGUUAUUCAUACAUGGGUACGCCGGAAACCUCCCGAGAACCAUGUCCCGACCGAAUUCUCGACGAUAUUGGUGGCGCGUUUGGCAUGGGAGCUGUAGGCGGUUCAGCUUUUCACUUUAUUAAAGGAACAUACAACUCUCCAUCGGGAGCGCGUCUACUCGGCGGCACACAAGCCGUGCGAAUGAACGCGCCGCGAGUUGGCGGUAGUUUCGCUGUUUGGGGGGGCUUAUUCUCUGCUUUCGACUGCACGAUGGUUUACGUUCGGCAGAAAGAAGAUCCAUGGAACUCGAUCUUCGCCGGUGCUGCUACCGGCGGGUUUCUUUCGAUGCGACAAGGGUUAGGCGCGUCGGCUAGGUCUGCGCUUUUUGGUGGAAUUUUAUUAGGGCUAAUUGAAGGAGCUGGGAUUAUGCUUAAUAAGGUUAUGAGUGCUCAACAGCAAAAUAUGCCUGUUAUUAUGGACGAUUCUGCCCCUGGUGCUGGGUUAGGGUUUCCUACCGGUAUUCCUGGUCAGCCCCAAAUGCAACCUCAAGUUGCUUUUCAAGAAGCGGCAUCAACAGAUACUGGGUCGGAGUCGGGUUCUAGUUCGGGCUGGUUUGGGGGUAUGUUUGGAGGAGGGAAGAAGGAGGAAUCUGCAGCAAGCGGCCGUGGCAAGACCGAGAUUUUGGAGAGUUUUGAUGCUCCACCUGUGCCUAGUUUUGAAUACAAGUGAAAGUACUCCUGAGUCAUUGCUCGGAGGAGCUUCUGAUAAUACAAGAUCUUCCAUUGCUCGACGGAUAGUGUUAAAGACUGGCCUCAAUGUAUCCUGGCAUGUAAUAUUCCGAAAAACAAUCCCAUGCUUCAGGUAAACUCUCUUUCUUCUCCUCUAUAUCAUGCACAUACAUAAAUACUUUCACAUCACAUGUAGAUUAGUAGCAGAUUUACUUAACCUAAUUUUGGAAUAUCAAGCUCUUGCAUAUUAAAUCGUAGGGUAUUGAAGUUAGAGAAUAAGAAUGGAUGAAAUUAAUAGAGUUUAAAUACUCAACUUAAGCAUUUACUUUCACUAGGGUGCACACUAAGGAAUAUUAUUGUUUUCAUUUACUUUAUUUUCUCGCAUUUGCAUCCUUGUCCGAAUUUUGAACACUCUGAGGUAUUUUAGGAUAAGUACACAUAUUACAGAAUUUAGUUUAUAAAAAAAUAUCACAAUUAUCUUUAUUUAAUCAUAUAAUAGUCUUGUGUAAAUUUUAUAAAUAAAGAAUUGAACUAAUAAUUAAUGAGAUAUAUAUGACAUUUAUUCACUUGAGUAAAUAUUUAACUGCCUAAUUUGAAAUAAAAAAUGUUUGAUUUGGUGGAUUCUGACAGUAUCGACCGAUUUUUGCAUGUAUACAUAAAUUUUCCUCAUUGUUAUAGCAGUUUAAAUACUGCAAAUCAAUUUGGGACGGAGUAAGUCUGACAGAGCUCCAUUGUUCAUAGGCACUCAAUUUUUUUAAUUCGAUUUACUUUUUGUUAUUGUGCAGUAACACUCGAGUCCCUGGACUCUGGGUCAUUCAUAGGUAUCUGUCUAUAGACUUGCCAUGUCUUCAAUUCUGUCUUAAUUAUUUAUUGGUGGAAAAUCUUUGGGAUACACACAGCCAGAAUCUUAAGUAGUAUAGCAGAGAGUUGGAAGGAGAUUACAAGACAGGUAUCAAGUUAGAAAUCUGUGACAGAUAAAGCUAUCUUACUAUAAUGUUUUGCUUCUGAUUUGAAUAGUUCAAUGGUAGAUCACAUGAUAUCAAAUAUAUUAUUCUUCUAGGUGAUUUAAUUAUAGAAAAUUCAACGGCAAUUAUCGUUGACUUUGCUCUAAAUUUUGUAUUGUUUCAGCAUGUUAAUUUUCUCUUACUUGAUAAACUAUUGCUAUUUAGAAUAUUGGAUCAAAAAGCUUAUUUUAUUUGGUUCCAGACUGGUUGCUAUCUUUUUUCUGUUCAAUCUAAAAUAUUGCUACCUAGAAUACUAAAUGAAUUCAUUUGCAAAUACAAUAAACCCUACUCUAGAAUUUAACCAAACAAAGGGUUUAUUCAAAGGUCUUCUCGCUGCUGUAAAACAUGUACAGGAACCCGUCAUCAUCCUUGUAGGACUCGUACACCUUAUCCAUAAGACUUGCUGUCAAUUUAUAUCCCGUGUUAGCAAGCUACCAGUUUUCUAUAGAAAUAAAAAUUCCGAUGAAUGGAAAGUCAAUUUUACCUGUUUCACAAAUACAAAUAAAGCUUUUCCAGGAGCUAAAUGUAGCCUACUGCUUAAGAUGUGGAUGAACUGCCCAAUGGACGUAGCUCGAGAAUCUCUGGUUUACAGGUUAAGGGGGAGAUUUCAUAUAAUGGUUACACGAUUGAUGAGAUUGUUCCUCAAAAAUCGUCAGUCUACACAAGUCAAUACAAGCCGCACAUACCUGAGAUGACUGUAAGGGAAACUAUUGAUUUUUCUGCUCAGUAUCAGGGUGUUGGAAGCAGAGCAGUAGAAGAGAGAAAACAGCUGGGAUCGUCCCAGAUCCUUAUGUGGACGCUUACAUGAAGGUAAAUCGCGUUUUGUGGAUGACUGAUUCUUCCACUGAUUUGAGGACAUGGUAUUUAGCGAAGAACAUAAUUUGUGCAGGCAAUUGCAGCUGAAGGACACUAGUAAAACCUCCAGACAGAUUACAUGUUGAAGUUAGUUAAGAUUGCGACAGAAGCAUCUCUUGAAGCGGUGAGAUUGAGAGACUUAUGAGCCCUUCCUUUCUUAUUUGGAUUUGGACUUACCUAUUAUUUUAGCCCAAAUCUCUCUUCAUUAUCAAUAUCAAAUUCCUAGAAGUUUUCUUAUAGCGUUUAUACCAUUCGAAUUAUAACUCAUUGGUAAUUUAUUUAUUUCUUAA